Somion occarium is the source of this 575-nucleotide messenger RNA. Lineage: Eukaryota; Fungi; Basidiomycota; Agaricomycetes; Polyporales; Cerrenaceae. The record is from the annotation of a GenBank genome assembly.
CGUUGGUUGGGUCGCCGUUGGCUGACCAAGUGUUGAACCAAACAAACCUGUCGAUGGUUGUGUCGUUGUACCGGCGGCAGUCUGUCCGAACCCACCACCAAAGAGUCCCCCGCCAGCAGGAGCAGCAGGCGCGGCGGGCUUCGCACCGAACAGACCUCCACCACCAAAUGCGCCAGUCUGUGCCGGCUGUUGCUGAGCCUGCUGCUGUUGAGCUUGAGCGCCACCAAACAACCCGCCUCCACCGAACAGACCGGUUCCAGCCGGCUGCGCCUGGGCUGGUUGCGCGCCGAACACUAAGAUACAUUAAAUCUGAGCCGGCUGCUGUUGCGGUUGUUGUUGUUGUUGUUGUUGCGGUUGUCCGAACAGACCGCCGCCGCCACCGAACAAGCCACCACUAGGUUGUGUGCCUUGCUGCUGCUGAGGUUGUUGCGGUUGUGCACCAAACGCGCCAAAGCCUGUAGUUGUGGUAGAUGGCUGGGUGCCAAAGAUCGAGGGCUUCGGUUGAGUGCCACCUGUGUUCGAACGUUAGCUUUAGCCGAACAGUCUGAUGCUAAUGAGAAACACACCGAAAGCAC